AUGUCUGUUUUCUCUCUAAUUUUAAUUUUCUUUUUUUUUUUCAAUAUUUUUUCGUUCAACCUUUCCUUAAUUCAUUUUCUUUCCUUUCUUUCUUUCACUUUCGUUUCUUUCUUUCUUUCUUUCUUUCUUUCUUUCAUUUUCUUUUCUUUAUUUCUUUCUUUCUUUAUUAAUUUCAUUUUUCUUCCUUUCUUUCUUUUUAUCCUUUAUCUCUUUCUUUCUGUUAUUUUCUUGUCUUUCUUUCGUUCUUUCUUUUUCAUUUUUCCUUUCUUUCUGUUUUGUUUAUUUCUUUUUUCAUUUAUCCUUUUUUCUUUCUUUCAUUUUCCUUUCUUUCAUUUUCCCUCCCUUCAUUCUUUCAUUCCUUCCUUCUUUCUUUCUUUCUUUCUUUCUUUCUUUUCCUUUUUUUAUUGUUUCUGUCUGUCUCAUUCUUUCUUUCUUUCUUUCUUUCUUUCUUUCUUCAAUAUUUCCUUUUUUGUUAUCUACUACAUUUAUUUUUAUUUCCUUCUAAUUCAUAUUCGGACUUUAUUUUUCCUUUUUCUUCAAAAUAUUUCUUUUUCUCUUUUUGUUGUGGUUGUUGUUGUUGUUGUCUUUGCUGUUGUUGUUCUUCUUCUUCUUCUUCUUCUUCUUCUUCUUCUUCUUCUUCUUUUUUUCUUCUUUUCUUUCUUCUUCUUCUUCUGCCUUCCUCUUCUUGUUUUUGUUGUUUUCCUUUCUUUUCGUCUUGUAGUCGUUGUUGUUGUUGUUCUCCUUCUUCUUCUUCUUCUUCUUCUUCUUCUUCUUCUUCUUCUUCCUUCCUUUUUCUUUCUUGUUUUUUUCCUUGGUUUUCGUUUUUUCUUCUUCUUUUCUUUUCGUCUUCUUCUUCUAGUCCUUUUUUGUUGUUGUUGUUUCUUCAUUUCUUCUUCUGCCUUCUCUUCUUCCUUUCUUCUUCUUCUUCUUCUUCUUCUUCUUCUUCUUCUUCUUCUUCUUCUACCGGCACCUUUUUUAUUCUUCUUUUCUUUCUUCCUUCGUCUUGUUUUCCUUAGCCUGAGUUAUGUUACUGUUUCUUUAUUUGCUAUACUGUUUUUUCUCUUGCUCCUCCUCUUCUUUUUCUUUAUAUCUGUUAUCUUCUUUUUCUUACAUGCUAGGUUUUGCUUUGAUUUUUCUUCGCCGUUUUUCUUCAACGUUACUUCCUUGGUUCCUUUAACUCAUUCUUUUUCUGUUAAUUCUUCUUUCCUUCACUUACUCAAUUCAUUCUUACCUUUUCUUUCUUUUUUUCUUUUUGCUACCAAAUUCCCUUUCUUUCAAUAUUUCAAAUUUUUUCCCUCUUUUUCUUCCCUCCUUUCUCUUGUUUUUCUUUUGUUACUUGAAUGUCUUUUGUUUUUGUUUUUUUUAAACUUUUUUGUUGGAUAUCCUUCUUUCUUUUUUUUUUCUUUCUUUCUUUCUUUGAUUAACUUCUUUGAUCAUGUUUUCUUUCUCUUUUUUAUUUCUUUCAUUUCGAAUUAUUUUAUUUAUUUUGAUAGCUUUCAAAUUCUUUCUUUAUUAACUUUAUCCUUGUUUUUUCCAUUUUUCAUUGUUGUUUUUUUCAUUUACUUUAUUAAUUCUUUCUUUCAUUCUUUUUUCCUUCUUUCUUUUUUUCUUUUCUUUCUUUUCUUUCUUUUCUUUCAUUCUUUCUUUCUUUGUAUUCAGUUUCUUUUUUUUCUUUCUUUCUUUCUUUCUUUCUUUCUUUCUUUCUUUAUCUUGAUCUCUUCCCUCCCUUCCUUCUAUUUUUUCAAUAUUUUUAUCUCUUUCUUUCUUUCUUUCUUUCUUUCUUUCUUUCUUUUCCUCUCAGUUGACUCUUCAUUUCUCCGCGUAUUCUUUCUUUCUUUCGGUCUUUCUUUCUUUUCCUCUCAGUUUACACUUCUUUUCUCUUCGUAUUCUUUCUUUCUUUCUUUCUUUCUUUCUUUCUUUCUUUUGAAUCCUUCCCUCUUUCCCCUCCUUCUAUUUAUCUUUCAUUUUUCUCUUUCUUUUUUCUAUUGCUUUUCUUUUCUUGCACUCUUCUUUCUUCCUGUCUCUCUUUCUUUUCUUUCUUUAUUUAUUUUUCUUUCUUUCUUUCUUUUUUUCCUUCUUUUGAAGAUAAAUCUUCUAUUUCGCCUCUUUCCCAUUCUUCCUUCUUUUCUUUUUCGGUUUUCGUCAACACUUAAUUAUCCCACCCUCUGCCUUUGUUUUCCUUACUUUGUCUUUUUUUUCUCUCUCUCUCUCUCUCUCUCUCUUAUUCUCCAUAUUUUGUUCAUCUACGUGUUACAUUUUCUUUCUUUUACUUUGACACUUUAUUUAUUUCAUAUUUUCUCUUUCUUUCUUUCUUUCUUUCUAUCUUUCUUUCUUUCUUACUAA
This is a messenger RNA of Acanthosepion pharaonis, 2343 nucleotides long. NCBI's taxonomy places the organism in Eukaryota, Metazoa, Mollusca, Cephalopoda, Sepiida, Sepiidae. The record is from the annotation of a GenBank genome assembly.